This is a messenger RNA of Moneuplotes crassus, 402 nucleotides long. The record is from the annotation of a GenBank genome assembly. Lineage: Eukaryota; Ciliophora; Spirotrichea; Euplotida; Euplotidae.
AUGAACGCUGGAUCAAACCUAGGAAGAUUGAGCUACUCAGCUCACAUGUUGUUCUACCCAACAGCAUUUGUGCUUUACCAAUUCGUAUAUAAGCCAUACUCUGCAGCACAGAAUGAGAAGGCUAAGAAGGCAGAUUGGGAAGCUUUGCCAAAGGCUAGGAAAGUAGAUCGUGAUAUUUUCAAUCCAUUUACCCCAAUCCCAUUCCAUAACAACAGAGAGUUAAAAUACGCUUAUGCUCACAUUAACAUGUUGGAUUAUGUGAACGAGAACCAUGUUAACGUGAAGGAUUACCCAUACAAGCAGUACCACAACUCAUAUUCAGAGGACAACGAGUACUUGUACAACUGGACUUCGACUAGCUCCUAUAACCACUAAGAAUAUUCAAUCAGGAGUAAAUGUAUA